This is a messenger RNA of Bathycoccus prasinos, 477 nucleotides long. RefSeq names its product prefoldin subunit 6. The coding region runs from base 1 to 477 and encodes 158 amino acids. Gene Ontology annotation, molecular function: protein-folding chaperone binding. The transcript is spliced from 3 exons. Gene Ontology annotation, biological process: protein folding; chaperone-mediated protein complex assembly. The record is from RefSeq and is a predicted model, not a curated record. NCBI's taxonomy places the organism in Eukaryota, Viridiplantae, Chlorophyta, Mamiellophyceae, Mamiellales, Bathycoccaceae. Gene Ontology annotation, cellular component: cytoplasm; prefoldin complex.
AUGGCGACGACGACGAGCAAUAACAUCAAGAGCUUACACGAAAAGCUCCGCGUGGAUUCCGGGAGCUUUCAGCAGUUGCAACAAGAACUGCAAGCGAACAUCGAAGCACGAAAAACGUUCACGCAACAAGCGACGGAAAACGAGAUGGUGUUGGAAGAGUUGAAAUCUUUAGAAGAAGGCGCGAACGUGUAUAAACUGAUCGGGCCGAUGUUAGCGAAACAAGACGUGGUCGAGGCGACGAGUAACGUGACCAAGCGAUUGGAGUUCAUAAACGCGGAGAGGUUGGUGAAACGUUUUGUUGACUUUUCUCGUUCUCGUUCUUUUUGUUUCUCAACGCGAUUGGAAAAAGCUGCGGAGGCUAUCGAGAAGAAGUUCGAUCAGACACAAAGGGAUAUUCAGAUUUUGCAGCAGCGAAUAGCGCAGUUGUCCACGGGCGCCGCCGCGGGAGGAGGCGGCGCGAUGUUGGACACGGCGUAA